Molecule: messenger RNA, 3487 nt
Organism: Pan troglodytes (chimpanzee)
Lineage: Eukaryota; Metazoa; Chordata; Mammalia; Primates; Hominidae
Gene: IRF8
Product: interferon regulatory factor 8
Exons: 9
Coding region: 865-2145 (426 amino acids)
Biological process (GO): regulation of transcription by RNA polymerase II; immune system process
Cellular component (GO): nucleus
Molecular function (GO): RNA polymerase II cis-regulatory region sequence-specific DNA binding; DNA-binding transcription factor activity, RNA polymerase II-specific; protein binding
Source: RefSeq, a predicted model, not a curated record
AAUAAAUGUCAGUGCACACCCAGGAGCGGGUGGUCCCACAGGGGACAUCUUAACGCCCACCCGGGAGCGGCUGGUCCCACAGAGGACCUCUUCUUAACGCUGACGCUUUCUGGAGAAAAGGAUUUAUGAUGAAAAUUUCCCCAAGGGGACCUUCUAGAGCCUAGCACGUUCGAUGCUCCUGUUUCAGUCGCGGUCUCAGCGGGCAGUGGCCUCCUUUGAAGCUGGGAUUCUCCUGCCCCUCCCGGGCAGCGCAGGCCACCGGUGACCCGGGACGGUCUGUAAACGACCUUCGCGUCCCCGUCCCCGUGGAAUAACGCGCGGCGGGCGUCACUGCCCAAUAUCCAGCGCUCGUGAAGGCGGAGACUGGCGGGGCAGCUAGUUUCUGGUUGUGGAUUCUGAUUAAUGGGCCGCAGGCGCACGGUGUGCACCGUCCGGCUCGUUGCUAGUGGCUCGCUCGGGAGCCGCCGCACUCCCGGGGCUGUCCGCCCGAGCCGGCCUGGAAGGCAGAGGACGCCUCCAGGUCGCUCCGCGGGGCCUCCGGAAUUCCUGGGAAAGCCCCCCUGCAGCGCCGCCCCUGGACCCCAGGUGUGAGGAGCGGGGCUCGGCCAGCCGCUCCAGAAGAGGCCCGGACCCCCUGCCGCGGCUGCCGGGGGCGGGAAAGUGAUUUCUCGGAAAGCAGAGCACUUCGAAGAAGGCGGGCCGCGCGAGCCAAGCUGACGCUAUUGGUCGGUGUGGCCGUCGCUCUGCGCACCGCCCGUCCCCCCACGGCCCUUUUUAAGGCCGCGCGCCCGCUGGCGCAUCGCCUGGAGCGCGGUAGCAAGCGUGGGAACGCGGGCGGCGAGACGGCGGCAGGACGGCGGCAGGAUGUGUGACCGGAAUGGUGGUCGGCGGCUUCGACAGUGGCUGAUCGAGCAGAUUGACAGUAGCAUGUAUCCAGGACUGAUUUGGGAGAAUGACGAGAAGAGCAUGUUCCGGAUCCCUUGGAAACACGCUGGCAAGCAAGAUUAUAAUCAGGAAGUGGAUGCCUCCAUAUUUAAGGCCUGGGCAGUUUUUAAAGGGAAGUUUAAAGAAGGGGACAAAGCUGAACCAGCCACUUGGAAGACGAGGUUACGCUGUGCUUUGAAUAAGAGCCCAGAUUUUGAGGAAGUGACGGACCGGUCCCAACUGGACAUUUCCGAGCCAUACAAAGUUUACCGAAUUGUUCCUGAGGAAGAGCAAAAAUGCAAACUAGGCGUGGCAACUGCUGGCUGCGUGAAUGAAGUUACAGAGAUGGAGUGCGGUCGCUCUGAAAUCGACGAGCUGAUCAAGGAGCCUUCUGUGGACGAUUACAUGGGGAUGAUCAAAAGGAGCCCUUCCCCGCCGGAGGCCUGUCGGAGUCAGCUCCUUCCAGACUGGUGGGCGCAGCAGCCCAGCACAGGCGUGCCGCUGGUGACGGGGUACACCACCUACGACGCGCACCAUUCAGCGUUCUCCCAGAUGGUGAUCAGCUUCUACUAUGGGGGCAAGCUGGUGGGCCAGGCCACCACCACCUGCCCCGAGGGCUGCCGCCUGUCCCUGAGCCAGCCCGGGCUGCCCGGCACCAAGCUGUAUGGGCCCGAAGGCCUGGAGCUGGUGCGCUUCCCACCGGCCGACGCCAUCCCCAGCGAGCGACAGAGGCAGGUGACGCGGAAGCUGUUCGGGCACCUGGAGCGCGGGGUGCUGCUGCACAGCAGCCGGCAGGGUGUGUUCGUCAAGCGGCUGUGCCAGGGCCGCGUGUUCUGCAGCGGCAACGCCGUGGUGUGCAAAGGCAGGCCCAACAAGCUGGAGCGUGAUGAGGUGGUCCAGGUCUUCGACACCAGCCAGUUCUUUCGAGAGCUGCAGCAGUUCUAUAACAGCCAGGGCCGGCUUCCUGACGGCAGGGUGGUGCUGUGCUUUGGGGAAGAGUUUCCGGAUAUGGCCCCCUUGCGCUCCAAACUCAUUCUCGUGCAGAUUGAGCAGCUGUAUGUCCGGCAACUGGCAGAAGAGGCUGGGAAGAGCUGUGGAGCCGGCUCUGUGAUGCAGGCCCCCGAGGAGCCGCCGCCAGACCAGGUCUUCCGGAUGUUUCCAGAUAUUUGUGCCUCACACCAGAGAUCGUUUUUCAGAGAAAACCAACAGAUCACCGUCUAAGUGCGUCGCUUGGGCGCCCCACCCCGUCUGCGUCCUGCAUCCUUCUCCCUGUUACAGUGGCCCGCAUCAUGAUUAAAGAAUGUGGAUCCCUCUGUCUGGGGUGGGAUGCCUUACUUUGCACUUAAUUUAGUAAGGGCAUUCUCGGAGGAGUAGACGUUUAAUACGAAGUGGCGGCAUAGCCCUGCCGAGAUGUCGGUGAUGGCCUGGAUGCUGUAACCACAACCUGUGGCUAAAAAUUUUAUUUUCUACCCUUUCCCCGUCAUUAUCAUUAGUUGCUGUGAUUCUUUCUGCAUUUUCGGUUAACUAUCAUUUCCAAAGACUUGUCAUUCAGUAAUAUUAGCAGAUAGCUGCUUCGAUAAAGGAAUUUGGAGUUUAAAAAUCAACUUGUGAAAACAAGGUUGUUUUUGUCUUUAUCUUUUGUUAGAGUUAUAGAUUUAUGAUUUCAUAGGCUUGAUUCUAUGUGAAAUAUCUUUUUACUUUUAUGCAUUUUAAUAAGAUUUAAAAAUAUUUAGAUUAAAACCCCCUUUAAUGAGUACAAGAAAAACUCUUGGCUUGUUAGAAGAAAGUAUAUUCUUUCUAGAAUUCGGUGCAGGAAUAUGUGUUCAUAUCCAGGCAAACGGGUGUGUUUUUAUCUUCAGACAAUGAAACCUUCUCCUCUGGGGCUUUGUUGCCAGGAAGAUUAGAACUAAAUUUUUUUUUUCAUUUCUGUCAUGAAAUCAUUCCAGAUACCUCUUUUCUUCUUUCCAGAUGGUUUUCACAUGUGUUUGAAAUAUUUGUACUUUGAAUUGUCGGAUUUUCCAUGUCCUCCUUUCUCCUUUGUGCCCAGCCUGAGUCAGCACCAUCCCGCGUUCAGAACCUCCCAGUGAAAGGGCAGGAAGGGGCCCCACCUGUCAGCCUUCAUUUUGAGAAGGUGGAAGGUGUUAGGGUUUGGGAGACAGCUCAUCCAAUCUCCCAAGUCUCAUGGUGGAUUUGUGACUGUGAGAGUUUCCGGUUUAGAAUCUGAAAAGCCAGAUAUGCCUGUUUCCUUUUCCCAGCACCAUGCCUGUGGAGGGGACAGUCAGACCCAGAGGUCCUUUACAUGUGGAUGGAGUUCACAGGUGAAUAGAGGAGAGGACCAGGGGACGUGGCUUGUCCCUUUUGUCCAACAAAGCAUUAUAUUUUUAAGAAUGGCAGACUUGUUUGCUGAAGUGUUCAUAAGAUAACAAUAGGCUUGAAUCUCCAAUUCAAAUGAAUGUCAAAGCACAUAUCUUUAAUAUGCUGAAUGAAUAUUUAUUUUUGUAUCCAUUAAAACAGUAUAUUGAUCUCUUUUAUUCUUUAUUAAAAUAAAAUGCUCUUUUUUAAA